UGCCAGGACAGUACUGGAAACUAGGCAAAAUCCAGCUCAAAGCCACAAUAAAUUGACUACACGGAAUCAAAAUUUCAGCGUUGAAAGGAGGGAGUUUGUUUUAAGCGUGCCAAGAUGAUGACUAUGAUGAUGAUGAUGGUGGCCAUGAUGGUGACGUGCAGCUCUCUGUUGCUGCUGGGGCUGGCCGCCGCCCAUGCUUCCUCCAACACCAUGACCCGCACAUCCUCUUCAACUUCAUCCUCUUCCUCCUCCUCCUCAUCCUCCUCACCACGCAUGAAGCUUUCAUACAAAGAGUUGCAGCAGUUCCAUGGAGUGCGGCGGUUCGAGCUUGAGCGAUCCUGCUGCUUCAGCGCUCUGCUGUUGGAUGAGGAGAGGGGCCGUCUCUUCGUCGGGGCCAAGAACUUCCUGCUGUCACUCUCUUUGGACAACAUCGCCAAGCAGGAACACAAGAUCUAUUGGCCUGCCCCUGUCGACUGGAGGGAGGAGUGUAACUGGGCUGGCAAAGAUAUCACUUCCGACUGUGUGAACUAUGUGAAGAUCGUGCACCACUUUAACCGCACCCACCUGUACGCCUGUGGAACCGGGGCCUUCCACCCUACUUGUGCGUUCGUCGAGGUGGGACACAGGGUUGAGGACCACGUUUUCAGGAUUGACCCCUCUAAGGUGGAGGAUGGGAAAGGAAAGAGUCCAUACGAUCCUCGUCACAAUGCUGCAUCUGUGCUCGUCGGUGAUGAGCUGUAUGCAGGCGUGGCCACAGACUUGAUGGGACGAGACUUUACCAUCUUUAGAAGCCUGGGGAAACGCCCCUCCAUCCGCACCGAACAGCAUGACUCACGCUGGCUCAAUGAACCAAAAUUUGUUGGCUCCUUUUGGGUUCCGGAAAGUGAAAACCCAGAUGAUGAUAAGGUAUUUUUCUUCUUUCGGGAGACGGCAGUUGAGGCCCAGGGGCUGGGAAAGUCCACCUACUCCCGCAUCGGACAACUCUGCAGGAAUGACAUGGGCGGUCAGCGAAGUCUGGUGAACAAGUGGACGACAUUCCUCAAGACCCGUCUGAUCUGCUCAGUGCCAGGAGCCGACGGCAGCGACACAUACUUUGAUGAGCUGCGCGAUGUAUUCCUGCUGCAGACAAGGGACAGAAAGAAUCCUCUGGUCUACACAGUCUUCUCUACUUCCAGCAGUGUAUUUAAAGGCUCAGCUGUAUGUCUCUACUCCAUGAAUGACAUCCGGAGGGCCUUCCUGGGGCCCUUCGCUCACAAAGAGGGGCCCAACUAUCAGUGGGUUCCCUUCCAGGGAAAGGUCCCCUAUCCCCGCCCAGGAAUGUGUCCCAGCAAGACAUUCGGCAGCUUUGAGUCCACAAAGGGUUUCCCAGAUGAUGUGAUCCAGUUUGCGCGGCACCAUCCUCUUAUGUACAACCCGGUCUAUCCUAUGAGCAGACGUCCCAUCUUUGUCAGAACAAAUGUGGACUACAGCUUCACACAGAUUGCUGUGGACAGAGUCAAUGCUGCAGAUGGACAGUAUGAUGUCAUGUUUAUUGGCACAGACAAAGGGACAGUACUAAAGGUGAUCAAUGUACCCAAGGAGAGCUGGAACAACAUGGAGGAACUUCUGCUGGAAGAGCUGGAGGUCUUCAAAGAUGCUUCAUCUAUCAUUGACAUGCAGAUCUCCUCAAAACGGCAACAGCUGUACUUGGGCUCUGACACAGGCAUUGCCCAGGUUCCCCUUCAUCGCUGCAGUGUGUAUGGAAAGGCCUGUGCUGAAUGUUGCUUGGCCAGAGACCCAUACUGCGCCUGGGAUGGAACAUCCUGUACUCGCUACCUGCCAAACACCAAGAGACGUUUCCGUCGCCAGGAUGUGAGGAACGGAGACCCAAACACUCUAUGCUCUGGAGACCAUCAUAAGCACCGCGUUGCAGAGAGGAAGCUCUAUGGAGUGGAGGGAAGCAGCACUUUCUUGGAGUGUAUCCCUAAAUCCCUUCAGGCCAGAGUCACAUGGACCUUCCAGAAACAACCACAGAACCCACGAGAAGAGGUGCGUCUAGAUGACCGUGUUCUCCAGACUGACAGAGGCCUUCUGAUUCGGCGUGUCCUUAAGAGGGAUAUUGGAGUCUACCAGUGUCAUGCCAUGGAGCACGGCUUUACCCAAACCUUGCUAGGCAUCACAUUGGAAGUUGUACCUUCAACAUCCACCUCCAUCUCCAAUCUACCCUCCGACGCCCCUGUCAGAUUUGACCCCCGCAGCGGAAGUGGGCCCCCAAUGACCAAUCAAAAGCUUUGGUACCGGGACUUCAUGCAACUGGUGGACCACCCUAACCUGAGCACCGUCGACCAGAUUUGUGAGCAAGUUUGGGCGCGCAAGAACUCCGGCGGCGACCAAGUGGAUAAAACCUUCCCUGCAGCGGGGAAGGACGUCACACCUCUGGGUCCUGCUGUCCGCCCAGCUAACAAGAAGUGGAAGCAUCUCCAGGAGAUAAGAAAGGGGAGAAACCGCCGGACCCAUGAUGGGAAACCAAGCCCACGGGCGCCACGCAGUGCAGGGGAGUAACAACGUCAAGAAAAAGAUGGAGGAAGAAAAGAAUGACUGAUAUAGGGAGAAAGGAGGAGAAUGAGCAAAAGAGACAGAGACCAAGAACUCUAGGAGGUGUUCACACAUACAGAUACACUUACGCACAUAAAAACACACACAGACACACACACACACACACAGCACCUCCUCUAUUGUGUAUAUUUAUCUAUGGAUACCCCCACUAUAUGGUACCCCAUUCCCUGAGUCCUCGUCCCACUGGCCAGCCCCUGCAUGUGCUGCCUUACUGCCCAAAUUGAUUCUGCACGAUCCCUUUACAUGGUUCCACUAGUGUAGUUGAGUGUACAAGCAGGUACAUGUGACCUUUAUCUGUGGGCAAUAAACUUACACUCACCUGUCAUUCCCUUUGCCACUGUAUAUGGAUGGUGGAAAACCACAUCUUUUGCUGGGUAUUAAACUUUUCCUAUUACAUGCCAGCUACAUGUGUUAUAUGUAGACAGCCUACACUUUGGACUAAACCACUCAAACAAAAACAGCCCCAAAGUUUUGGAUGAACUCUCCUAAUGCCUUUUCUUACCUGAAGAUUUCA
This is a messenger RNA of Scomber japonicus (chub mackerel), 3109 nucleotides long. It is a transcript of the gene sema3b, whose product is annotated as sema domain, immunoglobulin domain (Ig), short basic domain, secreted, (semaphorin) 3B. The transcript is spliced from 17 exons. Lineage: Eukaryota; Metazoa; Chordata; Actinopteri; Scombriformes; Scombridae. Gene Ontology annotation, molecular function: semaphorin receptor binding; chemorepellent activity. The coding region runs from base 115 to 2541 and encodes 808 amino acids. The record is from RefSeq and is a predicted model, not a curated record. Gene Ontology annotation, biological process: negative chemotaxis; semaphorin-plexin signaling pathway; positive regulation of cell migration.